Molecule: messenger RNA, 702 nt
Organism: Cryptomeria japonica (Japanese cedar)
Lineage: Eukaryota; Viridiplantae; Streptophyta; Pinopsida; Cupressales; Cupressaceae
Product: small ribosomal subunit protein eS21y
Exons: 3
Coding region: 182-427 (81 amino acids)
Biological process (GO): endonucleolytic cleavage in ITS1 to separate SSU-rRNA from 5.8S rRNA and LSU-rRNA from tricistronic rRNA transcript (SSU-rRNA, 5.8S rRNA, LSU-rRNA); endonucleolytic cleavage to generate mature 3'-end of SSU-rRNA from (SSU-rRNA, 5.8S rRNA, LSU-rRNA); translation
Cellular component (GO): cytosolic small ribosomal subunit; ribosome
Molecular function (GO): structural constituent of ribosome
Source: RefSeq, a predicted model, not a curated record
AUUAUAAUGAUCUGGACACCCACAGUUAGUGUUUUCAUGUCUAUUAAAACCCUGAGGUGAAACCCUAAGUCUCCUAGCAGCAGAAUAGCACUUAAGAGGAGCAACACCCUACAGAAGGUUAUUGCUGUAACGGAGACGAGGUAAGGAAGUUGUGAGCUGAGUUGACUCUAUUCAUUUAACCAUGCAGAACGAAGAGGGACAGAAUGUGGAUCUCUACAUCCCCAGAAAAUGCUCGGCUACCAAUAGGCUGAUUACGUCAAAAGACCAUGCAUCUGUCCAAAUCAAUAUAGGACACGUUGAUGAGAAUGGUAUAUGCACAGGCCAGUUUACCACAUUUGCUCUUUGUGGGGUUGUUAGAGCUCAGGGAGAGGCUGAUAGUUCUGUGGAUAGACUCUGGCAUAAGAAGAAAGCAGAAUUAGCACAAUGACUGGCUUAUAAGAGAUUUUAAGAAAAUGUUUACCAGAAUUUCAAUUUACUUGCCUUGAAAUUUUUCUUUGGGUGUACCAUUUUUUUUUGGGUCUUAAGGAUGCUGGAAAAUGGAUUUUAAGAAAACGUUUACCAGAAUUUCAAAUUAUUUGUCAAAUUUUUUUUCUUCAGGUGUAGUGUUUUUUUUUCAUCCUCAAUGUUAGAGCUGGAAAAUGAAUUUCUGUUUGAUAAUGAUUUUUAUGGUUUCUGGUAAUUAGAAGCUUGAAUUUCUAGUUC